Gongylonema pulchrum is the source of this 398-nucleotide messenger RNA. The record is from the annotation of a GenBank genome assembly. NCBI's taxonomy places the organism in Eukaryota, Metazoa, Nematoda, Chromadorea, Rhabditida, Gongylonematidae.
AUGAGAGAUAAGGUGCAUUUGGCCGAUCCGUCAGCAGUGCUACCACAUUGGUAUCAGAUCAUCUCAGCAAUCAUCCGCAACGGCGUCAACAGGGAUGCCGUCUGGAGUACUCAGACAUGCAUCAUCCCCCAGCAGCAGCAACAGCAACAGAAUGCGUGCAAUGGCUAUGGAAGUGGCAACGGAGCCCAGUCGCAGAGUGCCCCAAGGAGUUCUGCAGUCAGUACUCGUCGCGAUAGCACCAGUUCACCAGUUGCACCACUAAGCACGGUAUGUUGGCGAGCAUCCCAGAAUUUUCAGAUCUGGUACGAAUUGUUAUCCACCAGUGUUGCCACCAGUAGUAUACUUUCAGUGAAUUGUAAACCAAGUUUGGCAUCCAGGUUGACAUUGAAAGCCUAAAU